ACACUUAGGUAACCAGUCGGUGAUAAGGAACGCUAGUUCUAACGACACCACACUAACCAUAAGACAAGAUGUAUGGCCCAUUUGUCCUCCUGCUUGUGGCAGUUUCUGUGAUUGCCAUGGAUGGAUUACACAAGCGGGCGAGUUGGUAUUGUUCUAGUAUCAGACACCGAGCGUGUUACCCGUACGGAGAACAUCUGUUGUGUGGCUCCGAUAACUACACCUACUACAACAAGUGCGAUUUCUCGAAGUCCCACUGUCUGUACAGUUAUAUACAUGUGGCCCAUGAAGGUUCGUGUAACGGCGAGAGCCACCUGACUAGUAACCUCACACAAGGGGAGCUGCUACUGCUCCAGUUUAUGUGUGCCGACAUUACAGGACACAGAUGUGAGGAGGACUAUGAUCCGGUGUGCGGUUCCAACGGUGUGACAUACAUGAACGAGUGUGAAUAUGAGCAAGUGAGAUGUAUGCAUAACUCCCUCACCAUAGUCAGUAGGGGCCCAUGUACGCCUCUAGUGGUCGGCUGAACCAACACAUAUCACCACUACCUGUUUAAAUACAUUUAAAUAAAACGUA
Molecule: messenger RNA, 573 nt
Organism: Pecten maximus
Lineage: Eukaryota; Metazoa; Mollusca; Bivalvia; Pectinida; Pectinidae
Product: ovoinhibitor-like
Exons: 4
Coding region: 69-524 (151 amino acids)
Biological process (GO): multicellular organism development; cell differentiation
Molecular function (GO): protein binding
Source: RefSeq, a predicted model, not a curated record